GUUGGCAGAGGAAAACAAAAGAUUUGUUUAAUUUUCUUGGGUUUGUGCCAUGUUUCGGUCAUCACUCAUCACCAUCGUUGUUCUUAGUUAAAUGCGGUGGUUUUCCGCUCAUCUACUUCACCCAACUCUACUCAUAUUUUCCAUAAAUUUAAACCAAUCUCAUUGUUGAUUUCUUCGUACUCUUCUUUACUUCUCCCUCUCAUCCUCAUCCCUGUUCCUCUUGCUAACUCCGUCUCUCCUUGUUCAAAUCACAGCCUCACUCUACCCGUCUUACAAUCAUUCCUUUUUCCUUCUCCUCACUCUUUAUUAACCAUAGCCAACCUUAUUCAGAUCCAAAACAAGUAAAAAUGGAGCUUAGCUUUGUUGAAAAUCUAAAGGGUCAGCCUUUAUGGGUUUUGCUGUUUUUCUCUAUUGGUUCUCUCUCGGUUCUGAAAUUUUUAAUCGCUUUUAUCAAAUGGGUCUUCGUCAAUUUUCUCAGACCGGCCAAGAAUCUGAAAAAGUAUGGUUCUUGGGCACUCGUUACUGGACCCACUGACGGUAUUGGGAAAGGCUUUGCCUUUCAAUUGGCUCGUAAAGGGCUUAACUUGGUGUUGGUGGGUCGAAACCCGGAAAAGCUCAAGGAAGUUUCGGAUUCGAUUCAAGCCAAAUUUGGUAAUACCCAGAUAAAGACUGUUGUUGUUGAUUUCAGUGGCGACCUUGAUGAGGGUGUUCAGAGGAUUCGGGAGACGGUUGAAGGGUUGGAUGUUGGGGUCUUAAUCAACAAUGUUGGGGUAUCUUACCCUUAUGCUAGGUACUUCCAUGAAGUGGAUGAGCAGCUUUUGAAAAAUUUGAUUAAGGUCAAUGUUGAAGGCACCACAAAGGUCACUCAAGCUGUUCUUCCUGGAAUGGUUCAGAGGAAACGAGGUGCCAUUGUCAAUAUUGGCUCUGGUGCUGCUAUUGUUAUUCCUUCUGAUCCUCUUUAUGCUGUUUAUGCUGCCACAAAAGCAUAUAUUGAUCAGUUCUCAAGGUGUCUCUAUGUCGAAUACAAGAACAGUGGCAUCGAUGUCCAGUGUCAGGUUCCAUUAUAUGUGGCAACAAAGAUGGCAUCAAUCAAGAGAUCUUCCUUCUUUGUUCCAUCAACCGAUGGCUAUGCUCGAGCAGCCAUGCGUUGGAUAGGCUACGAACCUCGCUGCACGCCUUACUGGCCUCAUUCCCUUCUCUGGGCUUUGGCAAAUACAUUGCCAGAAUGUGCCAUUGAUGCAUGGCGUCUGCCGUUUUGCCUUAAGAUCCGAAAGAGGGGACAACUCAAGGAUUCCAGGAAAACUGACUAAGAAAGUUACAACCUUUGCAUUGAUGUAGUUGGAGAACUGAGAAAUGAGCUUUGCAAUAGAUAGAUAAUGUGGUUAGAAUGUUUCUUCUGAAAAAGCUUGUUUAGAAAAGCAGUUUGUUUUGUUGAUUAAACUUCAGAACACUGAUUGUAUUGCUGCUGGGUAUUAAAUAUUGAUACUUCAUCUUA
This is a messenger RNA of Humulus lupulus (European hop), 1495 nucleotides long. Its product is annotated as very-long-chain 3-oxoacyl-CoA reductase 1-like. NCBI's taxonomy places the organism in Eukaryota, Viridiplantae, Streptophyta, Magnoliopsida, Rosales, Cannabaceae. Gene Ontology annotation, cellular component: endoplasmic reticulum. Gene Ontology annotation, molecular function: ketoreductase activity. The transcript is spliced from 3 exons. The record is from RefSeq and is a predicted model, not a curated record. Bases 348 to 1310 code for a protein of 320 amino acids.